AAGAUCACCCGAAGAAGAAGAAGAAAGCGGAAGAAGAAGAGAGAAAAAAAAAAAGAAUCGGCAAAUGGCUGCGAAUGCCGAAAUCUUUCUUUAAAACAUUGCAGCGCUAGUUAUCAUUAAUCUUAGUGAUUAGUAAAAACCAUAGAAAGAUAUUCAGAGGGGUUGUAGCUCGUACGGUGAUUGUUUGUGUCUUGCGGCGGAUGGUAAUUAUAGCACUUACGAUUUUUUGAUGGCGCUUGUUUACCAAUAAUUAAUGAUUUUGUUUGAAGGGACGUAAACAAACUGAGCUAAUUUUAGUCUUCAGUGAUUGGCAUCGUUGGCUGUUCGCUCAGGAAAAUUUGAUCUUCCUGCGACGGUUUCCUGCUCGCUUGAUAUUACAUAAUGAGGCGCUAAGCUGCUGCCGUGGGUUUACUCGUCAAUCUUUUGAAACAAAAUUACUUUUUUCUUUCUGACGACGACAUAAAUCUUUGGGCCUUUUUCACUAUGGGGAUCAACAAGGUGUACAUUAGCAUAGGCUAUGCUAGCUUUGGUACCCUGGUUGGAUUUUCAGCGUUCUUGGUCUGGAACAUCGCCUUCAAACAGCCCUGGACGGCGGCCAUGGGAGGCCUGUCAGGAGUGUUGGCGCUCUGGACGCUCAUCACACACAUCAUGUACCUACAGGACUACUGGCGCACAUGGCUCAAGGGCCUGAAGUUCUUCAUCUGUGUUGGCGUGCUCUUUUCAGUUCUGGCUGUCGCUGCCUUCAUUACCUUUCUAAGUCUGGCCAUCACAAUGAAGCAAUCUGUCACUGACCCUCAGAGCCUGUACCUGUCCUGCGUGUGGAGCUUCCUGACCUUCAAAUGGUCUUUUCUCCUGACGUUGUACUCGUACAGAUACCGACAGGAGUUUGCCGACAUCAGCAUCCUUAGUGACUUCUAGUCAGUAGGAUUUUAUAGACGUUAAUGGAGCUGAUCAUUUGUAACCAAGAAGAUGGAAAACGGACAUGGUGAGAUUGAAAGUUGUGACUUUGAUCACGUGAAGUUGCACCUGUUGAACAAGUUUCUUUUCUUGUAACCUGUUCUCCCACUUGUUACAAAGACUGUCCUCCAUGCACUGGAAAUGCAGGGAGUUUUUCCAGCAGACUUUGUUUGGAUUGUUGUAUUGUAGGAGCGCUUUGUUCAAAGAAAACCACUACCACAGUGCGGUUGUAACCUCAUGAUUACAACCAGCAAAGCCAACAUUCUUGUGAAACAAAAAUGUUCUACCUAAAUCCAUAAAGAGUAGGUAGAAAGAUUGCAUUUACAGGAAGUGCUUGUUUGAAUAAACAGCAAAUGAGUGCAUCUUAAAAACAACAAAAUCAUCAUCAAAUCUCCAAAGAAUCUAGAAGCAGCUGUCAGAUCUGUCACCAGAACCAAAUUCUGGUUGUUAGUGCCGCUAAAAUUUCAUUAGUUUUGAUUUUAAAACGCUAACGAUGUUGUUUGUGGAGCUUUUCUACAACAGGCCCAGUGGUAAAAGUACAACAGUACGUGUAAGGAUGUGAAAUGUUUUCUUUACGAUUGUAUGCUCAGUUGAAGUUGGCUGCCAAUGAAUUCUUUAAAUGAGUUUGUUUCCUGUGAUUGCUUCUAAUGUCCAGAGGGUCCUGAU
Molecule: messenger RNA, 1623 nt
Organism: Nematolebias whitei (Rio pearlfish)
Lineage: Eukaryota; Metazoa; Chordata; Actinopteri; Cyprinodontiformes; Rivulidae
Gene: slc48a1a
Product: solute carrier family 48 member 1a
Exons: 3
Coding region: 484-918 (144 amino acids)
Biological process (GO): heme transport
Cellular component (GO): lysosomal membrane; plasma membrane
Molecular function (GO): heme binding; heme transmembrane transporter activity
Source: RefSeq, a predicted model, not a curated record